CAAGUGGGGUUGGAUUACUGAGAUUGAUGUAUAAUAUAAAGUCUGCAGCUCUGAAAUCUGGCAUUAUUUGUAAGAGAGUAUCUGAAUUCGUAGACUAUACAGUUUUGAAGCUUUUCAAUAUUAGUAAUCCUCCAUUGACAGUGUCUAUACAUUAAUGUACUUUCUUUCUCACUUAUUUGAAAUCACGUAAUGUUAAUAAAUUCAAUUCCAUCUAAUCCUAAUCCUAAAACAAAAACAAACCCUCUCUCUCUCUCUUAAAAGCAAAAGAAAAGCUUUGGGCUUUAGCCUCUUCUCUCUUUUCUUUUUGCUUACCCAAAUCACCAUUUUCUAUGUUGGCAAACACAACCAUAAAACGAAGUGCAAUUUGAGUAAAGCACUCUUUAUCUCAACUAACCCACGUUACCCUUCUCUCUCACUCUCUUAUAUAAAACCCCACUUUAAACCCUAGAUCAAGUACACCCCAUCUCUCUCUCUCUCUCUUUCUCACUCUCUAAUUCAUAUUCUUACCAAUAUGGAAGCUCUUAACUUCCUCAAGUUCUGGAAACCAACAACCACAUUUACUACUACCCUUGUUGAUGACGAAGUAGAAGAAGAAGAAGACUCAUUCUUCGACUUGGAGCUCACUGCACCAGAUUUUGACAACAACAACAAAAACCCAGAUGAAAAAUCAACCAUAGAGACUAAAAGUUUUGAUCUUGAUCAAGAAAUGGUUAGAAAUAGUUGUAGUAGUAGAGAACCAGCUAAAACUCUCAGCAGUAGAGAGCUCUGUUAUCCCAAACCUUCUUUCUCUUUGUCCCCUCCUAUUGAUUCCAUCUCCAAAAGAAAAGUCCUUCCACUUGGACCAACCAUUAAUCCAAAGCCUCAAUCUCCAAUCGCUCUACUCAAAUCUGCUCCAACCUUUCGAGUGUUCACCUUCAAAAAGUCUAAAUCCAGAGGAACAGAGAAGAAGAAAACUGAAACAGAAGAUAUCCAUUGUAAGACCCAAAAGCAAGAAGGAAAGCUUUUCACGGUGAGAUUCAACGUUAAUGAACCUCCAAACGUUUCGAAAUUAUGUAGAGAUAACAGCAGCAGUUCUAGAAGUACAAAACGACAUGAACAGAGCUUAAACGACACCAAAACUGAGCAGAGAUUCUCUAAAGACGUUAUACAGAAAUAUCUAAAGCUCGUUAAGCCUCUUUACGUAAAGGUUUCGAAAAAAUACAAUGAAAAAGGAAACCCAUCUACCGUCGCUGACUUUUUCAUGUCGUCACCGGCGUCUUCUCCGGCAACGACGGCUUCCAUUGCUUCGCCGAAAGAUAGGCCCGGGAAUCUUCCGGCUGGGAUUCGAACGGUGUGUAAGCAUCUGGGAAAGAGCAAAUCUUCGUCUUCUUCGGCGGUCACCGGAGCCCAACCGCCGGUUAAUCGGAGAGAUGACUCUCUGUUGCAACAACAUGAUGGAAUCCAAAGCGCUAUUAUGCAUUGCAAGAGAUCAUUCCACUCGUCUAGAGAUUCUUUUUCAUUAUCUCGAUCGACCAGUGAUUCUUCGUCCAUGAAAUCUUGUUCUAGCGACUCGUACCGAUUAUCCAACUCUGCUAGUGAGACUUCUCAUGAUUUUUCAGCAAGAAGCUCCAUUGAAGACGGUCAUCGUUGUCAUAAUAACAAUUGAAAUCAUUUUCUGGGUUUUUAAGAAUAACAACUACAACCCAUAGCUUACAUAGAAAAAGAGAGAUAAUAUAUAAGUAGAAGAAGAGUGACUCUGUUUUUCUUUUUUAUAUUUUGUUUUGUGUGUUCUGUUGUAAAAAGAAAAAAAAAAUGAAACAAGAAUUUAGAGAGGAAAAAAAAAACAGAAGAAUUCUUUAUUGAUAUUUUUGUUUGUUUAGUUAUAAUUACUGGUGAAUACCUUAGAGGAUCUCUUUGUUGUUUUCUGUAAAGUGAUGGUUCAUUGUGAAAAAUAUUGAUUCGAAUCUUUUUGGUUA
Messenger RNA from Cannabis sativa, 1955 nucleotides. Its product is annotated as membrane-associated kinase regulator 5. The record is from RefSeq and is a predicted model, not a curated record. The coding region runs from base 512 to 1645 and encodes 377 amino acids. NCBI's taxonomy places the organism in Eukaryota, Viridiplantae, Streptophyta, Magnoliopsida, Rosales, Cannabaceae. The transcript is spliced from 3 exons. Gene Ontology annotation, cellular component: plasma membrane.